GUCGGUCUGUGUAUGAUGCCGUGGUCCGAUGAGCGAGCAGACUUUCGGGAACCGUGUGGCUGUGACCCACAGAGAGGGAAAGAUUUCCAGCCAGUCGAUAUGGUCAGGCGACACUCGAGACCUGAGUACUGGUUCCUCAGCUUUCUGAUUGGUAGCCUGUCCAGGGAACUCUUAGACUUUACUGCCCUUGCUGAUAAUCGCACUUCAAAAGAUUUUGGUGCUGCUGCUGCCAUCGUCACAGCCUUAGGAGAUGUUUAUGAAUACGUGGACGUCCCCUUGGACUGGUGGCAUGCAAACAGAUAUUGUGAACAACGCUUUGCGCAGCUGCUCUUUGAGACCCAGGGCAGCGAGCUGGCUUCGGUCAAAAAACUGCUGCACUCCCUGCAAGUGCAAAGCUCUGUCUGGUUAGCCGAGAGGGAGGCAUUCCUGCGGAAACACAAACAGAGACGAACUCACACAGCACCAAUCCUGGUGUUCAGAAACAAAACGGACACUAAGUACGUGAAGGUGCUGGCCAACUUCCCCGUGAUGCCUGCUGUCACCGCCUGUGCCCACAUCCAGUGGGACAACAAGACCCGGGAGAUUUCCACCAUCUUCUCCUAUGCCGUCCCUGCUUUCAUUAACGAGUUCCAGCUGCGCGGCUUUGUUGAUGAGAAAGAGUUUGUACGAUUUGCCAUCAUUGUCCACGGACACCACUCCCCGUACCUGCCCGUGUUCCGCAGCGAUGGGCAGUGGCAUCACUUCUGUGUCACCUGGCAGCAGCAGAACGGGACAUGGGCCAUCUACGCCGACGGGAAGAAGAAGGCCUCUGCCGCUGGCCUGUGUGCCACAGGGCCGCCGGCCAGCCAGGCUAUUUACGAUCAUGGAACUUUCAUUAUUGGUCAAGACCAGGAUUCACUAGGGGGCACCUUCAAGGAGAAAGAGUCCUUCAGUGGGAACAUCACUGACCUGAACGUGUGGCGGACAGUCCUUAGCGAAGAGCAGAUAGAGAGAGUCCGGUCAUGCUGCCUGAUAGACCAUGACCUUAUCUUCAGGUGGGGCAGUUGCACUCUGGAGAUUGAGCCCACUGUACAAGAAGUGACAGCACAGUUCCUUUGCCCAGGGCCUGUGGAGCAAUGCAGAGUUCUGGACGUUGGCAGUGGUGGAGUCAGUGACACUUCUUGUUUGCAUUCCUGGCCUUUCGUCUGCCACUACACAAAGGAUGUGUAUUUACUCCUGAAGAAAACCCAGUCAGAAUCCAACCCGCCACUGAUCAGUCGGGUUAAUACCCUCGCAAAUGCUACCGUGAUUCCUGAGAAUGUUUUCUUGGGCGAUGUUAGAGACGUGAACAUCUCAGCAGCUGUCAAUGUUCUCCAUGCUCUGACGAUCGUCCUGAGGGAGGAGGAGACCCCGGUGAAGCCAGCUGACCUGCUUGGCGUGGUCCAGUUUCUAAAGCAAGUUUCAGACGUUGAAGUCCAGGAGCAGGAACAGCUGGAGAUGCUGGAGCAGCUGAGUCAGUAUUAUGUGGAAGUGACUGGACUGAUCCUGGAGGAGCAAAAUACUGACCAGUGGUCAGAAAUCAGCCAGAUUAUCAGAGGGCCUAUGACUGUUGUAGAGAACAUGGACAGAAUGGCUUCAAACCUAAACCAACUUCUGACUGCGGAAAGGACCAAGAUAGCGAUCCAGUACAGGAACAUCGGGAUCGAAGUCAGGAAGAUGGAUCUCAGCCGGCAGGAGCCCAGCAGUGACGUGUAUCUCAUCCAAAGCCAGGAGGCAGGCGGCCCUGACCUCAUAGAAGUUCCCCCUGAAGAAGUAGAAAGACUUAAAUCCAAAGGUCUCAGCACAGUCACUGCGAUCAACACGUGGUAUGGCUACUCCUCCCUCCAGUGCUUCCUGCCGGGGAGCAGCGCCGUGUUCCAGGACGUGGCCGCGUCUGACGGAGGACGGCGGUACCUGAGCACACAGGUGGGCUCCGCCAUUAUUUCAUCCACUCUACGCAGCGACUACCAGGAGAUCAGCACAUCUGUACGCUAUCGCCUGCAGCACCGCACCCAGGACCCACCUGACAAGCUUGUGGAACCGAUCUGCGCUUUCUGGAACUUCAGCAUCAGCCCAGACACCGGGGGAAUGUGGUCCACUGUAGGCUGCUCCAUCAUAAUGUCUCACCUGGAAUCCACAGCCUGCUUCUGCAACCACACCACCAACUUUGCAGUGCUGUUGCAGGUGUAUGAAGUGCAGAGGAGCUCAGAGGAGGAGCUGACUCUGAAGACCCUGACGUUUAUUGGAUGUGGAGUUUCUUUCUGUGCCCUGAUUGUUACAUUCAUUUUAUUCCUGGCAGUCGGUGUUCCAAAGAGCGAACGAACAACCGUGCACAAGAAUCUGAUCUUUGCUUUAGCCGCAGCUGAAGCUCUGCUCAUGUUUAGUGAAUUGGCCAAAACCAACCAGGUACUGUGCUUUGCUGUCACAGCUUUCCUCCACCUCUUCUUCAUGGCAGCCUUUUCUUGGAUGCUGGUAGAAGGGCUUCUCCUGUGGAGCAAAGUGGUGGCCGUCAACAUGAGUGAAGACAGGAGAAUGAAGUUUUACUAUGUGACUGGCUGGGGCCUGCCAGUCGUUAUUGUUGGUGUGACUCUGGCAACUUCAUUUAACAAGUACGUGGCAGACAAUCAUUGCUGGCUGAAUGUUCAGACCGAUAUCAUCUGGGCGUUCGUUGGGCCAGUUCUCUUUGUUCUGACGGUAAAUACCUUUGUGCUGUUCCGGGUGGUGAUGGUCACAGUGUCCAGUGCACAGAGGAGGUCAAAGAUGCUGACCCCCAGCAGCAGCCUGGAGAAACAGAUUGGAAUCCAGAUAUGGGCCACAGCCAAGCCCAUCUUGGUGCUGCUGCCAGUCCUGGGCCUGACGUGGGUGUGCGGGGUCCUGGUUCACCUCAGCAUCGUCUGGGCUCAUGUCUUCAUCGUGCUGAACUCCCUCCAGGGCUUGUACAUCUUCCUGGUCUAUGCAAUCUAUAACAGUGAGGUGAGGAACGCCAUACAGAGGAUGAAGGAGAAGAAGAAAGCUCUCUCGUUCACAAACUGUUCUCAUCCGAUCAAUUAUCUGUCAAGUCCAAGAAAUACAACUUCCUGGGAGACUGGGAAGCUGAGUCCUUCUGCGCCCGAGAGCGCCGUGUCCAGCCCUGUGCAGAAAGAUCCCCCACUGAAGAACAUUACCAACAAAGGAAACUUUGGUGCUAAAAUUCCUAUGGGGAUUUCCUCAAUGAUAUCACCAGAGAGACCGGAAGUUGGCCAAGGGAAAGGGUUGGAAACCCUGUGGUUCUGGGCACCCCAAACUAGGCUGGACAAAAGGCCCUACAGACAUACAGAAUGGAACAGCCCUACAUGUCUGCUGGGAGUCGCACCAAACAGCCUAAUGGCUUCAUGUCUAGGAUUCUCAGACAGCUGAGAGGCUCCUCAGGCGAGGGUGAGCUGUGGACUCAGACUGGGGAAUGGGGGGAUUCUCACUCCCUGGCAUAAACGGGCCCAUGUAGCCCCUUUACAGACAUCGCCAUCCUUCACGGUGAUGUGCUAGCUCGACUGCCGUCGUACUGGGCUUGCUCGAAAGCAAUCGGCGCACCUGCCGCCCGUGCAAAGGAGUAAGGAGGCAUCUGUCUAUCCCUGCCCUUGGAAGAUAAAUAGUAGAAAGAGAAUCAACUAUCUGUGCAUUUGGGGGAUGUCCAGCUCCUGGAUAUAAAGGGCCUCUAUGCUGUUAGACCCAUAUGUGCUAACUCCUGGACUGCAGAGGGGAGGGCGAGAUGGGGGUUGGUUUGACACAUGAGCGGUGGGGGAGUCUCUC
This is a messenger RNA of Mauremys reevesii (Reeves's turtle), 3804 nucleotides long. It is a transcript of the gene ADGRD2, whose product is annotated as adhesion G protein-coupled receptor D2. The record is from RefSeq and is a predicted model, not a curated record. Gene Ontology annotation, molecular function: G protein-coupled receptor activity. Lineage: Eukaryota; Metazoa; Chordata; Testudines; Geoemydidae. Gene Ontology annotation, cellular component: membrane. Gene Ontology annotation, biological process: adenylate cyclase-activating G protein-coupled receptor signaling pathway; cell surface receptor signaling pathway.